GUCCAACAUAACAACAAGCACAAGCAUGCCGACCGACGCGCGCCACCAGCCUGGCGAUUAUCUACUGCCGUACGGCUUCUUCGACUGCCUUCCACUCAUGGCCGCGGACCUCGAGUACCUCGAGUCGCUCGCCCGGCACACGCUCGAGGCGACGCUCAAUGCGCUUCAGUGCCACGACGCGACGGCGUGGAGCUCGCUCGGCGAUGUCCACGGCGCUCACCUCUUCCAGGGCAAGCCGCGCCCGAGCGAGCCGCAGAUCGUGCCGUUCCGGUCGUCGACCACGAUGGCGGCAAGUCUCGACGAGGUCUGCGACGUCGUCGCCAACAUCUCGACCGAGGCGAUGGCCAAGUCGCUGCGGGUGCGCGCCGACGAUGUGUUGGACAUGAAGGUGCUCUACCACCUGCAGUCGCCGACGAGCGAAGCGCCGCACCGCCAUGUGCUGGUGCGCUGGAUGGCCAUUGCGUGCCCGACGCCGCUCCAGAACCGCGACUUUUGCGUCCUCGAAGUGCAAGACCAAGUCCAACUCGCGUCCGGGCAGCGCGCGUGGGUCAUCGCGCAGCACUCGGUGCGGUUACCGUGCUGUCCCGACCUCAAGGGCGCAUUCCAGCUCGUGCGUGGGGCCAUUUUCAACUCUGGCAUGCUCUUUGCCGAGUCCAACGAAGCCGGCGUACUGCAUGCCCACAGCCAUGUCGAGAUGGAUUUGAAGGGCAACUUGCCGUCGUUUGUAUACAAGAAGCUCAUGAAGCGCCGCGUGGGCCACCUCGUGGACCUCCAGUCGACAAUUCUCACGCAACGCACAAAGAAGGAACGGAGUCUCUCGGCGACGAUGCACUUUUCACCGCGCCACCGACACCAUGGGACCCCAGGCGUAGUCCACGUGCCAUCGAGCGAGCGCAGCCAUUGCAACUACUGCUCCAAGCGCUUCCACGCGUUUCGCCACAAGCACCACUGCUCGACGUGCGGCGAGGUCUUUUGCUCCAAGUGCACGGGCACGUGGAAGUCGAUGCAUGCGUCCACCCAGCGCGUCUGCGUCAAUUGCUCGAAUGCGAUUUGCGACCGGUUCUCGGAUGCGCAGAGCCCCGUCUUUGGCUGUAGCCCCCACGGUGGCGGCCUCGUGAGCCCCGCCCACGACCACGUCGCACGCCGUCCGCAGUACUCGCCGUCGUGUAUGCAGAGCCAUUCACGCCCGAUCGAGACAGACGAUCCGCUCUUGGCUGCGUGGCAGUCGCUGCGGCUUUCCUCAGGUGGCGACGUGCCCAUUCGCGACAUGCACUCGGAGAAGACGACAUCGACGCUUCAAGACCUCUGCGACGACCCUGUCUCCAAGCUGCUCGCGGGCGACUGGGACUGCUACGACCCGACGGCGACAAUCGACAUUUCGGCGCAGCUGCAGCAGGCGGCGCUCGAGCGCAGCUUUGGCCACCGAUCCGAGUCGCGCCGCGACCGCUCGUACAAGGUCUGGUAGUUGUUUCCUGUAUUGUAUUUCUUAAGUGUCGUAAAUCCAAAGCAAAAACGUCGUCGUCCAUGAUGCCAA
Molecule: messenger RNA, 1534 nt
Organism: Saprolegnia parasitica CBS 223.65
Lineage: Eukaryota; Oomycota; Saprolegniomycetes; Saprolegniales; Saprolegniaceae
Exons: 5
Coding region: 26-1465 (479 amino acids)
Molecular function (GO): metal ion binding; lipid binding
Source: RefSeq, a predicted model, not a curated record